UACACAAAUGCCCGCCUUCCGAGCUGGCACCCACCCCAACUGAUGGUAAAUCCGGUCUGAACCGGCCAUGGUUACCCUUGCACCUCUGGUUUUUUCGCUUCUCCCUCCCUCUGUCCUCUUCAAAGCUUUAAAAUCAGGGAAGCCGUCGUGAGUUUUCUUCUUCCUCCCAAAUCCUCUACUCGCCGGAAAUCAAACAGUCGUCUUCGAUCGUUUAUCCGGUAGCAGUGGACUGUAACCACACUUGGACAACCAUAGCUAAACAGAAAAUGCCAUAAAGAUGAAAAACAAUUUUGAAAAUUCGUUUUUAUUCGAUGGCCGAGUUCCCCAAAUUUCUUCAUGCGAAGUACCUUCUGAAACUUCUCAAAGCAGAGAAGAAUACUCUUUCGGCUCUUUCACUUUUCGAGUCGGCGACUCACCAUCCGGGUUACGCACACACUCCUGCCGUGUUCCAUCACAUCAUCCGUCGACUUGCCGACUCGAAACACGUUGGUUAUAUAACCAGAGUUGUCGAACUCAUCCGUGUUAAGAGAUGCAAGUGCUCCGAAGACGUUGCUUUAUCGGUCCUCAAAGCGUACUCGGAGAAUUCGAUGCCCGAACAAGCAUUAGAUAUUUUUCGGCGGAUGGACGAAAUUUUUGGUUGCCACCCAGGUAUUCGAUCUUACAAUACCCUCCUCAACACUUUCGUUCGUUCGAACCAGUGGGACCUGGUCGAGUCGUUUCUCGCGUAUUUUGAAACGGUUGGGAUUUCUCCCAAUUUGCAGACUUACAAUGUUCUGAUCAAGAUUCUCUGUAAGAGAGAAAGGUUUGAUAAGGCCAAGGGUUUGUUAGAUUGGAUGCGGAGAAGGGGCUUCGAACCGGACGCCUUUAGUUAUGGUACCCUCAUUAGUGCCCUUUCUAAGAGCGGGAAGUUGUCGGACGCACUGGAGCUGUUCGAUGAAAUGUUCGAUAGAGGAGUUUCUCCUGAUGUAGUAUGCUAUAAUAUUAUGAUUGAUGGGUAUUUUAGAGUCGGGGACGUCUCGAAGGCUAUGGAGAUCUGGGAGAGGUUGUUGAGAGCGUCGAAUGUUUAUCCUAACGUCGUCACAUACAAUGUUACGCUUAAUGGUUUGUGUAAAUGUGGAAAGUUUGACGAGAGUGUACAGAUAUGGUCUCGAAUGAUGAGGAAUGAGCGUCGCCCAGAUUCAUUUACUUAUAGCACUUUGAUACAUGGAUUAUGUGAGUCAGGGAAUGUUGAUGGAGCUUCAAAGAUUUAUAUGGCAAUGAUUGAUAGUGGCUUGGCUCCUGAUGUAGUCACCUGUAACGCACUGCUUAAUGGUUUUUGUCGAUCUGGUAAGAUUAAUGAGUCUUUUAGAUUGUGGGAAUCUAUGCAGAAGGCGAGUUGUUGCAACACUGUUAGUUACAACAUAUUGAUUAGGGGUUUGUUUGAGAAUAAAAAGGUAGAUGAAGCAAUUUCCAUCUGGGAACUUUUACCAGAAAAUGGUUGCCUUCCAGACUCAACAACCUAUGGUGUUUUAAUUCAUGGGUUGUGCAAGAAUGGAUACUCAAACAAGGCAUUGCAGGUUCUGAAGGAGGCAGAAGAUAGAAACGAGGAUCUAAAUGUUUUUGCCUACUCCUCAUUGGUUACUGGUCUAUCCAGACAAGGGAGAUUAGAUGAAGCAGUUUUUGUCUUUAAUCAGAUGAAGAAACGUGGUUGUAAACCAAAUUCUGAAAUGUACAAUUCACUGAUUAGCGGCUUUAUUCAAGCUUCUAAACUUGCAGAUGCAGCCUGGGUUUUUAAGGAAAUGGUCAGUAAUGGUUGCUUUGCUACUGUUGUUACAUACAACACUUUCAUUAAUGGUCUAUGUAAGGCAGAAAGAUUUGGUGAGGCCUCCACUCUUGUGAAAGAGAUGCUGGGGAAAGGCUGGAAGCCUGACCUGGUCACUUAUAGCUCUUUGAUGGAUGGACUCUGCCGAGACAAUAAGAUAGAAGAGGCUCUCCAUUUGUGGGGUCAAGUCCUUGAUAAGGGCUUAAAGCCUGAUGUAGUUAUGCACAACAUUCUAAUUCACGGUCUUUGCUCUGCAGGCAAAGUGCAAGAAGCAUUGCAGGUCUACUCAGAGAUGAAACAGAAGAGGUGUGCUCCAAAUCUAGUGACACACAACACCCUAAUGGACGGCCUCUACAAAUCCAGAGAAUGUGAAAAGGCAUCAGAGAUUUGGAGACAAAUUUUAGAAGAUGGGAUGCAACCGGAUAUCAUAUCCUAUAAUAUAGCUCUUAAUGGGCUUUGUUCUUCUAACAGGGUAUCUGAUGCUGUGAGGUUAUUGGAAAAUGCCUUGGCCCAGGGUGUUAUUCCAACUGCCAUUACUUGGAGUAUACUGGUUAGAGCAGUAAUCAAUAUUGACAUGCUCUUGUUGGAAAAAGAAACAUAGUGCAAUGAGUUCGUGAAAACUUGACUUUGCAGCUUGUGGAGUCUGAUUUUCUACAUCAUGGGAAAUUCUUGGAGAUGAUCCUAUCAUUACUUUUAUCAUGUGCAGUUUCUGUCAAAGAACGUUUCAAAAUGAGUAUGCCAAUUUCAAGGACGUGAAGAACAAGUGAUCAUAUUUUUAAGGAACUGUGGACAUUAGUGAUGUUUUCUGAUAGCUCACAUGCCAUUGCUUACAUGUUUCUAGAAGGCAUCAAGACAGAGGUGUAAGCAGAGCUUGUGGUAUUUGGUUGUCUACAAGAUGUUCUGUCAAGCACAGCUUGGUAUUCAGUGGUCUACAGCAUGUUUCUAGCACUUCAAUGCCCUGGGUCAAGUAAGGGAACUUUUCACCUUGUUUCACAUGGGGUUCUGACUAAUGAAUCAUCAAAGGUAUCGCAAAUAAAACUUGAAGCUCCUCCAAGUCACUGAAUUGGAUCAACUCAACUCAACUCAACCAUGCUUUAUCACAAGUUCACAACUAGUUGGGGUGAAUUGAGCAAACAAACCCACCAGAAUAGCCCCCAAAACUGCAACUUUUCUCCAAUCCAACGAAGUAGAUAUCAAAGCAUCAGCAAU
This is a messenger RNA of Nelumbo nucifera (sacred lotus), 3010 nucleotides long. The record is from RefSeq and is a predicted model, not a curated record. NCBI's taxonomy places the organism in Eukaryota, Viridiplantae, Streptophyta, Magnoliopsida, Proteales, Nelumbonaceae.